Molecule: messenger RNA, 1916 nt
Organism: Nymphaea colorata (pocket water lily)
Lineage: Eukaryota; Viridiplantae; Streptophyta; Magnoliopsida; Nymphaeales; Nymphaeaceae
Exons: 3
Coding region: 226-1533 (435 amino acids)
Source: RefSeq, a predicted model, not a curated record
UCAAGUCUUCCAUUACGUGAUUGUCAAGAUUGAUUUGCUGAAGAUAUGUCAGGCCGGCGCGUUGCACGGAAACUUCGGAUUUGGGGGCAGCUCCGCCACCAACCGCAAUGGGUAGACUGAGUCCGACAUGUGCGGGCUUAAAUAACAGGCAUACUCUAUCUCCAACACAGUCCGCUCUUCUCUCAGCAACUGGAGGGCUGUUUGCUCGUCUAACAAAGAAGCAAAAUGCCUGAGGCGUCCAUCCGAGUGGUUUCCAGCACCACCAUCCAUCUUUCGAACAAGUUGGAAAGAUCAGGAUGGGAGCUAACCGCCUGGGAUGUGGCCAUGCUCUCUGCUCACUACAUACAAAAGGGGCUCCUCUUCCCUAAGCCCCCUAUGCCGUUUGAUGCCGUCAGCCAACGCCUCCAAACCUCUCUCUCCCACUGCCUCCUCCAUUUCCCCUUCCUGUCCGGUCGCUUCGCCACCGAUCCGGAGACCACCACCUUCGUCGAUUGCAACGACGCCGGAGCUUUGUUCGUCGUCGCCAAGGCUGACGAACUGCACGUCUCCGAUUUGGUGAAUGCUGUUGAUGUGCCCGCCAUAGUCAGGUCCUUCUUCCUCAUGGAUGGCGCCAUCAACUUUGAUGGGUACUCGCUCCCACUUGUAGCUGUUCAGGUAACCGAGUUGGAGGACGGUGUCUUCGUAGGCUGCUCCUUCAACCACGCGAUGGGCGAUGGCGAGUCCUUCUGGCACUUCUUCAACUCUUGGUCGGAACUCAGCGCGGGCCACCCAUCCAUUACACGACCGCCGUUGACGGAGCGACCCCAGAUCCACAAUGAGCUGGGUCCAGUCCGCUACCUCCCGUCCGAAGACCACAUGGAGCGAUUCAAAACGCCAGUGCUUCGGGAGAGAAUCUUCCACUUCAGUGCGCAAGCUGUAGCCCGGAUCAAGGCCAAGGCCAACGAGCAAUCGAAGUUGGGGAAAGGCGAGAUCUCGUCGUUGCAAGCGCUGAGUGCACUCAUGUGGCGGAGCAUAACGCGGGCGCGGAACCUCCCGUCCGGCCAGACGACUGGCUGCAGGCUGGCGGCUGGGUACCGAAAGAGGUUGGACCCGCCUUUACCCCGGGAGUACUUUGGAAACUGUAUCCGAGCCAUCCUGACGGAGGCCAAGGCAGGUGAGCUGCUGGGACAGGACCUGGGUUGGGCAGCGCAGGCGCUCCACGAGACCGUGUCCAGGCAGACGGGGGACACAGCCCGGGAGCAUCUGGAGGGCUUGAUCAAGAACCCACAUGUCUAUCACCUGAGCUGGUUUGAUCCAAACAGCAUUAUGGUGGGGAGCUCCCCACGGUUCGAGAUGUAUGGGAGCGACUUCGGGUGGGGGAAGGGGCUGGCGGUGCUCAGUGGUAGCGCCCACAAGUUUGACGGCAAGAUUUCAGCCUUCCCUGGAAAAGAUGUGGGUGGCAAUGUCGAUCUGGAAGUCUGUCUCUUCCCUCAUUACAUGGCCGCCCUAGAGUCGGAUGAAGAGUUCUUAGAUGCGCUCCUUCCUUCACACUAACAACUGGUUCGACUCCACGAUCCCCGGCAAUCGGAUCGACGUUAAACUAUUAAUACAUUGAUUACCUACCAUCAACUUAGAUAUCUGAACCGGGGAAAGUUUGUUUUGAAUUUCACUGCGCCGAACUUUUUAAACAAAAUUUUGAAACCAUUCCCUGAAAUUUGAGCAACGAGCUUUCGCUGGCUACUCAAAUACAUCAUCAGGCUAAGGUUUAGGGGAACAUUCUGUUUUGGUUUUAUUGUUCGCCCAAUUGUGACAAGAACUAUCUUUGUGAAUUUCUUCUUGUGGGCUGCGCUUUUAGUGAAAAUGAUCAAAUUAGUACUUGAAGUGAACCUUUGCUAAAUAGAAAAGACAGGCCAAAAUUUAAGCAAGCCUGAUUUAGA